CCUUGUCUUUCUUCACUCCUUGCUACCUCUUCCUCACUACACUUCCGACACCAUGCGCGUCCUCUCUGUGGCUUCUGCGGCUUGCCUGCUCAUGAUGCAAGUGAAUGCGCUCGCUCCCCCGCUCGUCGGCCGUGACCUCGUUGACGGCUUCGGUUUCGACAAGAGGCAAGACAGCAGCAGCGCGACCACUCAGGCCGCUACCUCGAGCUCGGCCACGUCUGUGGACGUCCCCACUUCCUCCGCGGCGACGACGGAGGUUGCUACGAGCUCCUCCGCGCAGAGCGUCCCGGCCGCCACGAGCUCGAGCGCCACCUCGGAGCCGGCGGGCUCUUUCUCCUCCAGCGCCACUACUCCCGUAGCGACGGGCAGCUCCUCUGUCACCACAGCUGGUGCGACUGGCUCUAGCACCGUUGCCGGGACUGGCAGCGGCGCCCCGGCGUCCUCCGGCUCUGCUGGCGGCAGCGGCACCGCAACCUCAGGCUCCCCGUCUGGGACCGGCACUGGCACUGGGAGCCCCUCCCCGUCCACCACACCCAACGGCGCGCUCGGCUCCCAUGCGAGCGUCGCUGGGGUCAUUGGCGCUGGUGUGAUCGCUGUGGGGGCGGCCCUUCUCUAGGCCUGAUCGUCCGGGCGCAAUUUGGGGUUGUGAUUGUUACGAUGCGAUGCGAAAGCUGCGUGGGGGUCAUUCGCGUUGACUGUGGCUGAUGGACAUUUUACAUCGUUUGCGUACACAUAACGGACAUUUGGACAAUGGAUAUGACAUUUUAUACCUGGCUUCGGG
This is a messenger RNA of Trametes versicolor FP-101664 SS1, 781 nucleotides long. RefSeq lists its product as uncharacterized. Bases 53 to 616 code for a protein of 187 amino acids. The record is from RefSeq and is a predicted model, not a curated record. The transcript has 4 exons. NCBI's taxonomy places the organism in Eukaryota, Fungi, Basidiomycota, Agaricomycetes, Polyporales, Polyporaceae.